UAAGUUUAAAUCCUCCGUCCUCUGCGCGCGCGCUCCCGGUUACCACAGUACCGCUGAAGAGAGCGGAGUUUUCCUCUCGCUGUGGCCGCUGUCAGACACUCCGUCGUCGGUGAGAGAGGAGCGCAGAGCCCGAGGAGCUAAACCCCGUGGCGCGUACGGGUCAGGCAGAGGUCAGAUCGGCUGAUCAGCAGAAGCACGAGGACGACUACGUUUCCCAGAAGUCUCCUGGUCAGCAUUGGGCAGGACUCAGAGACUGAAGGUCAUGGAGUGUAAGGUCCGACUGCUGGACGGCUCAGACUACACCUGCACCGUGGAGAAAAGAGCGAAAGGUCAGGUGCUGUUCAGUAAGGUUUGUGAUCACCUGAAUCUCCUGGAGGAGGACUAUUUCGGCAUCACGUACCGGGACGCUGAAAACCAGAAGAACUGGCUGGACGUUUCUAAAGAGAUGAAGAAGCAGAUCAGCACUGGUCCCUGGAACUUUGCUUUCAAUGUGAAGUUUUAUCCUCCCGAUCCAUCACAGCUCUCCGAGGACAUCACCAGGUAUUUCCUGUGUCUGCAGCUGAGAGAUGAUGUGGUUUCUGGACGUUUGCCGUGUUCUCUCUCCACUCUCACAGUGUUGGGCUCCUACACGGUUCAGUCGGAGCUGGGAGACUGUGACUCUGAUCUGCAGGGGUCCUCUCAUCUCCGUGACAUGCGUCUGGCCCCGAACCAGACCAAAGAGCUGGAGGAGAAAGUGCUGGAGCUCCACCGCGGAUACAAAGGAAUGAAUCCUGCUGAAGCUGACAUGUUGUUCCUGGAAAACGCAAAGAAACUUUCUAUGUACGGAGUCGACCUGCAUUGUGCCAAGCUGCUCGGGAGGCUGUUUGAGUGUUUAGCAGCGGUGCAGGAGGAGGAUUCAGAGGGUGUGGAGAUCAUGCUGGGAGUUUGUUCCAGCGGCCUCCUCGUCUACAGAGAGAAACUACGCAUCAAUCGCUUCGCCUGGCCCAAAAUACUCAAGAUCUCCUACAAGAGGAACAACUUCUACAUCAAGGUUCGGCCGGGAGAGCUCAAACACUUCGAGAGCACCAUCGGAUUCAAGCUCCCCAAUCACAAAGCAGCAAAGAGACUCUGGAAAGUCUGUGUGGAGCAUCACACCUUCUUCAGGCUGGUUUCUCCUGAAGCUCCUCCCAAGCGCUUCCUGUCCUUGGGCUCAAAGUUCCGCUACAGCGGCCGAACACAAGCGCAGACGCGGCGAGCGAGCGCUCUGAUCACACGAGAAGCGCCACAGUUCCAGCGAUCGGCCAGCAGGAGGCACACCGUCGCACUCAGCAUGAACAGCACGCCAGCGACGGUCACCCGUGACGACGAGAAGAACGACAAACCCGCUGUUGCUACGAAUGACCUCAUCGCCAUGGAAACGCCGGAGAAGAAAGCAGAGGAGAUGAACUCAGUGGAGGAGGAGAAUAAAGUCAACAGUGACGAAUCAGAGCAAGCCCCGCCCCCCUCCGUGACCAAGUCGUGUCCGUACUCAUCGGAUCCGUUGGGAUCUGAGCUCUCUCUCCCGUCUUCUCCCGUCUCGUCCACUAAAGUGCGCAGGAGACGCAGAGAAAGCAGCCGCAAGCGCGCUUCCUCCGUCAGUCCGGCCAAAACCACAGCGGGCUGCCGGCGGCGUCAGGCCCAAGCGGAUCGUAAAGCGGCUCUUCUGGAGGAACGAGCGCUGCUUCUGUCCGCACGCAAGCAGAGACUGGACCAGAGCCGCAGCCGAGGAGGAACGCUCUUCUCCUUCUCUCUGCAUCUCCCCGAUCUGCCCUCGCUGCUGGACGACGACGGUUACCUGAGCUUCCCUGACCUCACCGAGCUGCGCUUCCUGCCCGAGAGCCUGCAUCACUUCAUGCCCAUCAAGUCUCCCUCACUCAUCCCCUGCUUCCUCUUCAUCUUCUUCUUCCUGCUCUCCACCUCGUUCUCCGUGCCGUACGCGCUCACACUCUCCUUCCCACUGGCGCUGUGUCUCUGCUAUCUGGAGCCCAGGGCCGCGUCGCUCGGAUCGUCUCUGACGCAGGGCUUCCAGGACAGUUCCGAUGACGAGGUGUGUUAUAGUUUCAUAAAACGGAUUAAAGGAGAGAAUGUGUUUGUCAAGCACAGUAAUCUCAUGUUGGAGGAGACAGACACGCCCACAGCUCUAGUGCAGCAUCAGCUGAGCGUCAGUGAGAUGAAGAGGUUGUUUCUGCAGAUGCGCUGUGAAGCGUUGGGUGUGAACGAGUGGGACAGAAGACUGUCCUCGUCUCCUCGACCGGAAGACAAGUCUCUGGUCAAACCUGUACACUCACAGGAAAUGUCAGAGGAGGUUAAAGCCGAAUCUGAAGAUGUUCCAGUGCAGCCGGAUCACGCUGCUGAUGGUGUGGAGCAGUCAGAGGAAGCGCUCAAAGACGUUCCUGUGGUUCACACCGAGACCAAGACCAUCACGUACGAGUCUGCUGAGGUGGAUGCCAGCGGAGACUCUGAUCCAGGAGUCCUCAUGAGCGCUCAGACCAUCACAUCAGAGAACAACAGCACCACCAGCACCACACACAUCACCAAGACGGUGAAGGACGGGAUUUCAGAGACUCACAUCGAAAAGAGGAUCGUCAUCACCGGAGACGCAGACAUGGACCACGACCAGGCUCUGGCUCAGGCCAUUAAAGAGGUCAAAGAGCAGCACCCAGACAUGUCGGUCACUAAAGUAGUGGUUCAUAAAGAGAGCGAGAUCUCAGCUGCUGACGGUGACGUGUGAAUCUCGCAGGAAUAAGAUCCAGACUCUUCCUUAAACUCAUCAGCUGUGAACCAACAGGUGACCUCUGACCUCUGACCAGAUCUUCAUCAUCACAUCAUCAGCUUCACCCUUGUCAAACCAAACCCUCGCUGAGAUGCAAACGAAAAAAAAAAGAGGAAAUGGAUUUCCAAAAA
Messenger RNA from Carassius carassius (crucian carp), 2922 nucleotides. Its product is annotated as band 4.1-like protein 3. Gene Ontology annotation, cellular component: cytoskeleton; plasma membrane. NCBI's taxonomy places the organism in Eukaryota, Metazoa, Chordata, Actinopteri, Cypriniformes, Cyprinidae. Gene Ontology annotation, molecular function: actin binding; structural molecule activity. The record is from RefSeq and is a predicted model, not a curated record. Gene Ontology annotation, biological process: cortical actin cytoskeleton organization. The coding region runs from base 263 to 2749 and encodes 828 amino acids. The transcript has 21 exons.